AAUCGCCGCCUCAAACCGGAAGCGAGAGACUCCCCCCACAAAAUCUCAUCUGCUUGCUCGUCGUCGUGGAGUAGCGGCGGCGGCGGCGGCGACGGCGACAGCCGCGUGCACAGCCAGGCUAGGCCAGCUGCUCGGCGCAGGCGGCAUUUGCGUUCUUCCCGAUCGUGCGUUGCGGACGCUUAGCUCGGGAUCGCUCCCGUUGCCGGGGCGGUUGACAUGGAGAUUGCGAAGAAGGCGCGGAGAUCGACGGGGAGCGUGUCAGGCCGCGGCGGCGACGACGACGACGACGACGCCUCCGCGGCGACGGGGAUGUGGUCCAUCAGCGUGCCGGACGACUUGCUCGGCAUGAUCGCAGCGCAGCUCGACGACGUGGUCGAUUUCGUGCGGUUCCUGGGCGUGUGCCGCACAUGGCGGGAGACAGGGGCUUCGUCACCAGCGGCGACGAAGCCGAACGCGUUCCUGCCAUGGCUUCUGGCCCCGCACCACCGCCACGACCCGCUCCUUCACAGUCGCUUCGUCUUCUCCGGCACCACCCGCGACUGCCCCUGGCCGCCGAGCCUCGCCGCCGGCCCCGCGCAGACCAUGGUGAUCGGCGCCAGCGGCCGCCUCCUCGCCGUCGGCGCCUCCCACGAGGCCUGCUUCAUCGACCCUCUAGCCGGCGCCGUGACACCACUCAUCAGUCCCCUUCCUCGUCGUCUCAAGCUGGAUGGGCUCACGUGUACCGUCACCCCAGACAUGUCCACCGUCGUCGUCAGCAGCAUCCCGUCUCCAUGCUCGAGCAGGAGAGUCCCAGCAGGAGAGACUUCUAACUGCAAAUAUAUUAAUGCAUAUGUUAAAUCAGAUAAAACAGAAUAGAAAAGCAAUCAAGUAUCAUAGAUUUCACUGUUGCAAAAACCUUACAGUUGCUUAUAAAGUAAAUGCGUAGUUGGAUAA
Oryza sativa Japonica Group (Japanese rice) is the source of this 933-nucleotide messenger RNA. RefSeq lists its product as uncharacterized. Lineage: Eukaryota; Viridiplantae; Streptophyta; Magnoliopsida; Poales; Poaceae. Gene Ontology annotation, molecular function: protein binding. The record is from RefSeq and is a predicted model, not a curated record.